AUGCAUCCAGCAAAGUGUCUACUUACAUCGUUGUGGAUUGCCUGCCUGAUCCUCCCAGAGUAUUCUAAGGCCGAACAGGAUGAUCUGAAUAAGGAUCCCUUAGCUGAACGUCUCGUAGAUCGGUUGACCAACGUUGAGAACACAAUUUCGAGUCUGGAGAACAUCGUCAAGCGCCUCGACUCACAAGUAAUGGCAUUAACGGCGAGUGUUGAAGAAAUCAGGAAAGAACAAAAUUUACGAUCAUGUGAUCGAAUCAUUUCCCAUUGUGGCGAAACCGGCGCGUCAGGAGUUUUCAAUCUACGUACCUGCUCCGAACCUGACUUCAACGUGUUCUGCAACCAAUCUUUCCAAGGAGGCGGAUGGCUUGUGGUCUACAAUCGCUCCAAUGGCAACGACAGGCUGUUUAAUCACACCUGGAAGACCUACGAGCAAGGAUUCGGUCAACCAAAUGGGGAACACUUUAUCGGUCUGCGGAGACUCCAUUCACUUACGCACGGAUCUUUUUCUGAGGCAGUUUUUAUUCUUACCGGCAACGGAGAGGAAAGCACAGUUACGUAUGAUGACUUUGAAAUCGACAACGAAGAAAAGCAAUAUGAAAUCAAACGAAUUGGUUCUCCACACGGAAAAAUGAGGCUUUUCUUCGCCAAUCAAGCAUACAAAUUCCAAACGUACGAUAGAAAUCAGCUACAUGCGCUAGCCCGCGACCGUAUGUUACUGGAUGGUUGUGCUUUUUGGUUCGUGGAUUCUCCUCACUCCCAUGAUUCUGAAGAGUUUUCACAGUUUUGCCAACAACUGCGUCACUUGAAGAUCAUGAUACGCAAACGUAAUUUAAUCUAG
This is a messenger RNA of Anopheles coustani, 837 nucleotides long. Its product is annotated as angiopoietin-4-like. The transcript has a single exon. Bases 1 to 837 code for a protein of 278 amino acids. The record is from RefSeq and is a predicted model, not a curated record. NCBI's taxonomy places the organism in Eukaryota, Metazoa, Arthropoda, Insecta, Diptera, Culicidae.